UGCAGGGUAAGGAGAGGGUGGGUAGAGAGACUGGAAGGGGGCAGGCUGCUCUCAUCAAAGGACCUCUCAGACUCUACAAGUUAAUGACCGAUAUAACAGAGACCCUGAAACCCUCAGACCCCGACAGCUACACACAGACAGACGGACAAACAGUCAGAGAGACAGACUGACAUACAGAAAAAAAAAAAAAAAACUGAGUUUGAAAUGACGUGGCGUGAGCUACGUAGUAAGCAGUUCUGGCGCGCCAUUCUCGCGGAGCUGCUCGGCACCCUGGUUUUAGUGAGCGCCGUGCUGGGUGCAUCUGUGCCAGGCCCCGGAGAGGCCCCCACGGGACCCAUGUACCCAGCAGUGGCAGUGGGUGUGACGAUUGUCGCACUGGGACACUGUUUUGGAGAAAUAAGCGGGGCACAGGUGAACCCUGCAGUGACGCUGGCUCUGUUGGCCACUCGGAAGCUGGAAGUUGUAAGAGCCGUUGUUUACAUAGUUGCACAGUGUUUGGGGGCCUGUUUAGGAGCCGGGGCCCUCUACUUGGCCCUGCCAGUCAAAACCACUGCAGACCACUUCGUCAACAGGGUUCCCAUAGAGUUAAAUGCAGCCCAGGCUCUGGGCAUGGAGGUUUUGUGCACCUUCCAGAUGGUCUUCACUGUGUUCUCAGUAGAGGAUCAGCGGCGAAGGGAAAGCCCAGAACCAGGAAACCUGGCCAUUGGAUUAGCACACACUGCUGGAGUGCUAAUAGGGGGGCGGUUCUCUGGUGCUAGUAUGAACCCCGCACGUUCUCUGGGUCCAGCCAUCAUCACUGGAUUCUGGGAAAACCACUGGGUGUAUUUGAUUGGACCAGUGAUUGGUGCUAUGCUGGCCGGAGUGUCCCAUGAGUUCUUCUUUGCACGAAGCGCCUCUCGCCAGAAGCUGGUGGCUUGUCUGACCUGUAAGGACAUCGAGAUCGUGGAGACGACCAGCAUGACGGGAUCAUCUCUGUCCACAGUCACACCGAACGCCAUGAGAGUCAAGCAAGCCAACAAACAAGAAAACAACUGAGGACACAUGCAUAAACAAACACAAUAUUACAGAUAUAUUUUUGAAGAUGCAUAGUGUAUCAAUGUGUGCAAUCUGAAGCACUUUAUGAACAAAAUGACAAAAUAUUAAAAUCCUUUACUCAUAGCAACACCUCAAGAGAUAAAUUUAACAAUUAUUUAUUAAUUGUAAGAUUGACACAAGCUUCAUCCCAGAUCUUUCUUUCACAGUGUCCUUGUGCAAGAAACUGAAUCCUGAAAUGUGACCCACAAUAAUAAAUCUGACAUUUAUUAACUCAAUAACUUUUUUCUAUAAAAGAAAUGAUUAAAUAUAAAUGAAAAUGAUGAAAUGGCCGUUUGAUUUCCCAAAGCUUAAGGCAUUCAAAUGGGUUUCCUAAAACUAAAAACUUCAGCUUUAGUAUGGUAUUUUUAAAUAGUAUUUGCUGCUUGAAAAACGACUCACUCAAUUUAUCAAUUAUCCAGAAAGUUGCAGAUGCAUUUACUGUAGAUUAAUUGUCUAAUUGUUUCAUUAUUCUAUCCCAAAACGAGUCACUUGAAGAAUUAGUGCGUCCUGGGUGCAGUCCCACCUUUACGUAGAGCUGUCCAAUUUGUGAUCCGAUCACACAGAUUGGAUUUUAAUACCAGGUGGAAAUGGGGUCUUAAUCUGUCCUUGUUGCUUUUUGUUGAAAAUGUGGAUAGAAAGCUGCAUUUGAAGAUUAUUAUGUAAUGUAUGUAAAGGUGUAGACAAUCCUGUCAGAUUCAAUAAUAUUAAAUUCAAAAUUGCACAUCAUUAAAAUGUAUGAUGGAGACUCAUUGAAAGCCUGCUGAAAAACACUCUUAUAUUUGCUGCUUUCAGUUUCAGGGCCAAUCUGCGAAUGCUUUGAAAUGCUAAAGAGGUCCUUGCAUUGCAUUGUAGAUUCAAUGAUGCUCUCAAUUAGUCCAACAUGUGUCUCAUGUCUGCCUGUUAGUGGCUGUCUCCUCUUUUCAUACUUCUGUAAGGGCUGUGAAGAAAGAACACCUUCAAUGGAAAAGAAAUCAUGAAUUGAAUACUGUGUGUGUGUUUUGGUUGGAUGAUGUUUGUCUUGUCUUAUACAAUAAUGUGUUUUGCAUAACACACUUUUAAUUUAAAGGGUCCGUUCCCUCAAAUUAUAAAAAAGAAACACAUUUUCUCACACACGUUAUUUUCUAGAUUUGGUUUAAUUUGUCUAGGUUUUUUGAUAUUUGUCUCUUUAUCAGUAGUGGCAAGUGAGAAAAUAUGUUCUUUUUUAAUUUGGAUGAACAGCUCUGUCAAAAUGAAUAUAAUAAAAAUAAAUGUAUAAUAUAUUAAUAUUCAUAAUUAAUGUUAAACAAACUGUACACUGUAUUAUCUGGAUUUGAAAGCAAGUCUAAAAUAAAA
Messenger RNA from Etheostoma spectabile (orangethroat darter), 2406 nucleotides. Its product is annotated as aquaporin-4. Gene Ontology annotation, molecular function: water channel activity. Gene Ontology annotation, biological process: transmembrane transport; water transport. The record is from RefSeq and is a predicted model, not a curated record. The transcript is spliced from 6 exons. Gene Ontology annotation, cellular component: plasma membrane. Bases 205 to 1035 code for a protein of 276 amino acids. Lineage: Eukaryota; Metazoa; Chordata; Actinopteri; Perciformes; Percidae.